AAUAACUGAGAGAAGAGGCUAAGGGAGGAAGGAGAUCAGGUAAGAGCAACCGGCAGCAGUUCUUUCUUUGGCAGACACAACGAUGCAUGCGAGAAGAACGGCCAUGGCACUGGUGUGUCUUCUGUGCCUGCCUCUGCUGUUGGUCCAGGGCGUCGUUCAUUCCAGGAAGCUCUUAUGGACGGUGCAGGAGAAGCAAAGCCAUGGUGGCCUUGGCAGCCAUGGGACAGGCACAACCACCAACCCGGAACCAUGCAGUGGCAGGGGAGGGAGCACAGGCAGUGCAAAUCAGGACCAGGUGCAGUGUGACACAUCGAAAUGGGCAGAAAUCCACACAGAUUACAUCUACACCCAAGAUGUCAAACACCCAUAAAUUGUUCCAGCACCUAGCAGCUCAUUAUAUGUUUAGUUCCGGCGCGUUCUUAAUUUCUUCCUUCAGUUUCGUUUGGGAGCGUUCACUGUUUAGUAUACGGCAGUGUUACCUAAGAUGCGGACACAUAUGUCGGAAUCCAACUCGAAUUUGAGUGACCAAUUCGGUAAAAAAGUUUGGAUACA
Phragmites australis (common reed) is the source of this 552-nucleotide messenger RNA. Its product is annotated as phytosulfokines 1-like. The transcript is spliced from 2 exons. NCBI's taxonomy places the organism in Eukaryota, Viridiplantae, Streptophyta, Magnoliopsida, Poales, Poaceae. The record is from RefSeq and is a predicted model, not a curated record. Bases 83 to 370 code for a protein of 95 amino acids.